Messenger RNA from Dothidotthia symphoricarpi CBS 119687, 909 nucleotides. RefSeq lists its product as uncharacterized. Bases 181 to 696 code for a protein of 171 amino acids. The record is from RefSeq and is a predicted model, not a curated record. The transcript has 2 exons. Lineage: Eukaryota; Fungi; Ascomycota; Dothideomycetes; Pleosporales; Dothidotthiaceae.
GUAACUUGGCCAAAGCACACACUACAAGUAAUCAUGUUUGAUAGCAAUACCCGUCUUGCCCUGCCUGUCUGGGUUAAUGGCGUGCGGGAAGGCUUGAUGCAUGGCCAUGACAUCUUGGAUCGGCGGGGACAAUUCCUCGGCCAGGCUGCUCUGCAGCAGAGUUAGACACCAUGUCAUGGCAUGCCUUGCAGACCGUAUCGUGCAAACAUGCAACGACAUCGCCCUUGUUCAUGCGUCUCGUCUCGUAUGCAAACGCGCCUUGUCCCGCCGCAUCUCACAAACUCCACUUCACGUACGAUCUACGCGUCAAGUCAACAUGCCGCACAACAAUCGAAACCACUCUCUGGCCCAUUUACAGUCGCGCCUUCCGCACUUGGCGUUCAUGUCUCAAAACUAAGUCGGGCGGAGCAAUCAAGGCCAUCAUAUGAUCUCGCGACAAGCUAUCCCAGCUCACAUCCACUGCCAUGCCGUACCAUGCCGCUCCAGCAUGUCUGGUCGAAGCGAGGCAAGGCAAGAGCAUCGAGAUACAGAACUAGGCUUCCAUGCCGAGUCUGGAUUGCUGUACGCGGCGCCAGUCAGUCCAGCCAGCCAGCACUGCCUUCAGUAUUCGGCAAGCUGUGUUCCGUUUGUUUUGAAGUGUUAGGCGGGUUUGGCGAUGGAAAGUUUUAUUUUGCUUUCCCUGUGGAUACGACUUAGAUAGUGGCGGCGGGGAAAAAAGCCACUGUGCUAUGAGCAAGAACCGUAUCGUUAUGGCCGUGCCAUGUUUUCGGGAGCAAGACCAAGAGCUAACACGCCUCCCAUGACUGACUGGCGUCCAUCUCCUCGUGGGGACCCGAUAGCACCACGCGACUGGAGGGCUUUCAAGAAAUUACUCACGAUGUCAACACACUUAUUGAGAUGAUGUUGACA